This is a messenger RNA of Lepus europaeus (European hare), 8682 nucleotides long. It is a transcript of the gene OTOG, whose product is annotated as otogelin. Lineage: Eukaryota; Metazoa; Chordata; Mammalia; Lagomorpha; Leporidae. Gene Ontology annotation, biological process: L-arabinose metabolic process. The coding region runs from base 1 to 8682 and encodes 2893 amino acids. Gene Ontology annotation, molecular function: alpha-L-arabinofuranosidase activity; protein binding. The transcript is spliced from 56 exons. Gene Ontology annotation, cellular component: extracellular matrix. The record is from RefSeq and is a predicted model, not a curated record.
AUGGGAACCCCGGUGCCCACGCUCUGCUGCUUGCUACUCACGUGCGUCUGGCUGCCAGGGACAGAGGCCGCGGCGGAGUCCCUGCAGGUGCAGCUACUUGCCGCCAUGCCGCAGGCCCCCGCAGAGCUGCAGCCAGAGUCAGCCGGGGAGCCCAGUGGCAGCCACCAGGAGGGGGCCGUCUCCCUAGGGGUCGCCACAGCAGCAGUCAUGGGAAACCAGGAAGCUGGAGCGCUGGACUCCUUGGCCAUGUCUUCCUGGGAGAGGCGGCUGCAUCGUGCCAAGUGCGCUCCGUCUUACAUGUUCUCCUGUUUCAAUGGGGGCGAGUGUGUGCACCCAGCCUUCUGCGACUGCAGACGCUUCAACGCCACCGGCCCGCGCUGCCAGAUGGUGUACAACGCCGGCCCUGAGCGGGACAGCAUCUGCCGGGCGUGGGGGCAGAACCACGUGGAGACAUUUGAUGGCCUCUACUACUACCUCUCGGGGAAGGGCAGCUACACGCUGGUGGGGCGCCAUGAGCCCGAGGGGCAGAGCUUCUCCAUCCAGGUGCACAACGACCCGCAGUGCGGCCCCUCCCCGUAUGCCUGCUCCAGAUCUGUGAGCCUCUUCCUCGCGGGUGAGCAGGAGAUCCGCUUGGCCAAGGAGGUCACCCACGGAGGCGUGAGGGUCCAACUGCCACUGGUACUGGGGAGCAUGCGCCUGCAGCGCCUGGCGGGCUACGUCCUGGUGCAUCAGCGGUCAGCCUUCACGCUCGCCUGGGAUGGCGCCUCGGCUGUCUACAUCAAGAUGAGCCCCGAGUUCCUGGGCUGGACCCACGGCCUGUGCGGGAACAACAACGCUGACCCCCAGGACGACCUGGUGACGAGCUAUGGGAAGCUGACGGACGAUGUGGCAGAGUUUGUGCACAGCUGGCAGCAGCAGGCUCCCAACCAGCCCCCAGGCCCCACGACCUCCUCCCUGCCCCGCCCUCCGUGCCUGCAGCAGAGCCCAGGAACCAUGCAGGGCGUGUAUGAGCGGUGCGAGGCGCUGCUGCGGCCCCCGUUUGAUGCUUGCCACACCUACGUCAGCCCUCUGCCCUUCACGGCCAGCUGCACCAGCGAUCUCUGCCAAUCUAUGGGUGAUGAAGCCACGUGGUGCCGGGCACUGGCAGAGUAUGCCCGGGCGUGUGCCCAGGCGGGCCGGCCCCUGCAUGGCUGGCGGACCCAGCUCCGGCAAUGCACUGUGCACUGCAAGGAGAAGGACUUUACCUACAACGAGUGCAUCGCCUGCUGCCCCGCCUCCUGCCAGCCCCGGGCGUCCUGCGUGGACAGCGAGAUUGCCUGCGUGGACGGCUGCUACUGCCCCAAUGGGCUGAUCUUUGAGGACGGAGGCUGCGUGGCGCCAGCUGAGUGUCCCUGUGAGUUCCACGGGACCCUGCACCCGCCUGGCGCCGUGGUGAAGGAAGACUGCAACACCUGCACGUGCAUCGCGGGCAAGUGGGUGUGCAGCACAGCUGUCUGCCCAGCCGAGUGCUCGGUGACUGGCGACAUCCACUUCACCACCUUCGACGGCCGCCGGUACACGUUCCCCGCCACGUGCCAGUACAUCCUGGCCAAGAGCCGCUCCUCUGGAACCUUCACGGUGACGCUACAGAACGCCCCGUGUGGCCUGGACCAGGACGGGGCCUGUGUCCAGUCAGUGUCGGUGAUUCUGCACCAGGACCCUCGGAGGCAGGUGACGCUGACCCAGGCGGGGGAUGUCCUUCUGUUUGACCAGUACAAGAUCACCCCGCCCUACACAGACGAUGCCUUUGAGAUUCGGAAGUUGUCCUCCGUGUUCCUGCGUGUGAGGACUAACGUGGGCGUGCGGCUGCUCUACGACCGGGAAGGCCUGCGGCUGUACCUGCAGGUGGACCAGCGAUGGGCGGAGGAUACCGUGGGCCUCUGCGGCACCUUCAACGGCAACACGCAGGACGACUUCCUGUCCCCAGUGGGUGUGCCCGAGAGCACCCCACAGCUCUUUGGCAACUCUUGGAAAACAUUGUCUGCCUGUUCUCCGCUGGCCUCUGGCUCCCCGCUGGACCCCUGCGAUGUGCACCUGCAAGCUGCCUCCUACGCCGUGCAGUCCUGCAGCGUGCUCACGGGGGAGCUGUUUGCGCCCUGCUCUGCAUACCUGAGCCCCCUGCCCUACUUCGAGCAGUGCCGCCGGGACGCCUGCCGCUGCGGGCAGCCCUGCCUGUGCGCCACGCUGGCCCACUUUGCCCACCUGUGCCAGCGCCACGGGCUCCCCAUCGACUUCCGUGCCCAGCUGCCGGCCUGUGCGCUGUCCUGUGAGGCCACCAAGAAGUACAGCCCUUGUGUGGCCCCUUGUGGACAAACCUGCCAGGACCUGGCCAGCCCUGAGGCCUGUGGGGCUGAUGGCGGUGGUGACCUCAGCAGGGAUGAGUGUGUCGAAGGCUGUGCCUGCCCACCGGACACCUACCUGGACAUCCAAGCUGACCUCUGUGUCCCCAGGAACCAGUGCUCCUGCCACUUCCAAGGAGUGGACUAUCCCCCCGGAGACAGCGACAUCCCAUCCCUAGGCCACUGCCAUUGCAAAGAUGGAGUCAUGAGCUGUGACAGCAGAGCCCCAGCUGUGGCCUGCCCAGCGGGCCAGGUCUUCGUGAACUGCACUGAGCUGCAGGCAGACCCAGAGCUGAGCAGGGAGCGGACGUGUGAGCAGCAGCUGCUGAACCUGAGCAUGCCAGCCCGGGGCCCCUGCCUCUCGGGCUGUGCCUGUCCCCAAGGCUUGCUCAGACACGGAGACGCGUGCUUCCUGCCGGAGGAGUGCCCGUGCACUUGGAAGGGGAAGGAGUACUUCCCUGGGGACCAGGUGAUGUCUCCCUGCCACACCUGCAUGUGUCAGCGGGGCUCGUUCCAGUGUACCGUGCACCCCUGUGCUGCCACCUGCACAGCCUACGGUGACCGGCAUUACCGUACCUUCGAUGGGCUCCCAUUUGACUUCGUGGGCGCAUGCAAAGUGCACCUGAUCAAGAGCACGUCAGACGUCAGCUUCUCUGUGAUCGUGGAGAACGUGAACUGCUACGGCUCCGGCGUCACCUGCAGGAAGUUCAUCUCCAUCAGUGUCGGGGACUCGCUCGUUGUCUUUGACGACGACUCAGGAAACCCCAGUCCCGAGAGCUUCCUGGAUGAGAAGCAGGAGGUGCACACAUGGCGUGCGGGGUUCUUCACGCUGGUACACUUCCCGCGGGAACACGUCACCCUCCUGUGGGACCAGAGGACCACGGUGCACGUCCAGGCGGGGCCGCAAUGGCAGGGCCAGCUGGCAGGCCUGUGUGGGAACUUUGACUUGAAAACCAUCAAUGAGAUGAGGACCCGGGAGAACCUGGAGCUCACUAACCCCCAGGAGUUUGGCAGCAGUUGGGCUGCAGUCGAGUGCCCAGAAACCUUGGAUCCCCGGGACACAUGUGUCCUGAAUCCUCUCCGAGAGCCAUUUGCCAAGAAGGAAUGUGGCAUCCUGCUGAGCGAGGUGUUUGAGACAUGCCACCCUGUGGUCGAUGUCACUUGGUUUUACUCCAACUGCCUGACGGAUACCUGUGGGUGCAGCCGGGGUGGCGACUGUGAGUGCUUCUGUGCCAGCGUGUCCGCCUACGCCCACCAGUGCUGCCAGCACGGGGUGACCGUCGACUGGCGCACCCCGCGCCUCUGCCCCUACGACUGUGACUUCUUCAACAAAGCGCUCGGUAAAGGCCCCUACCAGCUGUCCAGCGUGGCGGCCAGAGGCGCGCUGGUGGCCAUGCGGGCAGAGGGCAAUGGCAUAGCCCUAGUGGAGGAAGAGGGUGUGGUGCCAGGGGACCUCGUGAACUUCCUGCUGACCGCUGCUCUGUACAAGGCCAAGGCCCACGACCCGGAUGUAGUGUCACUGGAGGCUGCCGACAGACCCAACUUCUUCCUCCACGUCACAGCCAAUGGGUCAGUGGAGCUGGCCAAGUGGCAGGGCGCCGAAGCCUUCCAGCGCCACGCCUCCUUCCUGCUGCACCGGGGCACAUGGAGGCUGGGCCAGGUGGCCCUGGAGUCCCUGGCGAAGCCCAGCUCCUUCCUGUCAGCGGUGGUGGGCGCUGCACUGGCCCUGCGGCCAUACGAGCACACUGAGGCCUUCCGCCAGGGCACGCUCUUCCGCCUCCUGGAGGCCAAGCCCUCAGGGGCCGCCUACCCCAUCUGCGAGUGGCGCUAUGAUGCCUGCGCCAGCCCCUGCUUCCAGACCUGCCGGGACCCCCAAGCGGCCAGCUGCCAGGACGUGCCCAGGGUAGAAGGCUGUGUCCCCAGGUGCCCCCCGCCUAAGGUCCUGGAUGAAGUCACGCAGAGAUGUGUCCGCGUGGAGGACUGUGUGGAGCCAGCAGCUUUGGUCCCCACAGAUGCCCUGGGCAAUGAGACCCUGCCUCCCAUCCCGGGUGACAAGGAGCCACUGCUUCCACAGGAGACCCCCAGGGCCCCCACUCACAGGACAGCCCUCCUCUCCACAGCCCUGCACCCACAGGUGGCAGCCACUGAGAAGCUGAUGCUGAUGCCACGCCCCUCUCAGUCCACCCUGCAGCAGCCACUGGGCCUCACUGCCUCCAACCUUCCUGCCCACCCCACGGAAGCCCUGGCUGGCAAAGGGGUGACCGCCAGCCUCCCGUUCAGCCCUCACACCCCCGGGUCCUCGUCCCUCCCCGUUGCAUUGCAAACAUCCCCACCGGGCACAGUGCCCAGUGCUGUGGUGACGGCUAGGGUAACCGUAACCUCUGCAGGGACCUUUAAUGCCACACUCUCCUCCCGUUCACCUCCUGCUCCUCGUCUCCCGCUCCUGACCAAAGCUGUGACAGUCCCGGGCCCUGGCUCCUGGGGGAGUCCCUCCUCCAGGCCUGUGGCUCUCCCUGGAGUGACCUCCAGGCCCCCUGCCUCCUCGGGCUCUCACAAGGCUUUGCUGACACCAGCAGAGACUAAAGUCUCCAGUAAGACAGGGCCCCCCCGGCUCCCCCAGGUCCAAGGCGUUUCCAGUCCCAGCAGCCCCCCGGCCAUGGCUGCAACAGCAGCACCUCAGGCACCUGUUAGUCCCCUUGUAACCGACGUGCUGGAGAUGCUGUCACCCUCAGAGAAGGACAGACCUGGGCAUGGCCAGCCGGGGGCCCUGCCAGCAUCCCCACCUCCAAGCCCAGCCCCUACUGCCUCGCCCCAGCCAGCCCGACCCACCACCACCGCCCCCAGGCCUCCAGCACUGGCCCCAGGGACCCCGGCUGCCACUGGCCUGUCCACAGUUGCUCGUGGGCCAGGGGCCACUCCCUUCGUGUCCCUGGACUCCACUCUGCCAUCUGAACUCCUCUCUGGCCUACCUCCUGAUACCAGCCUGCCCCUGGCCAAGGUGGGCACAUCUGCCCCAGUGGCCACACCUGGCCCCAAAGGCUCUGUCACCACCCCGUCGCUCCGUCAACAGGUCACGUCCCUGGCUGUGGCCACCACUCCACCUGCUUGGGUCCUCAGCCCAGCGCUGCCUCGCACCCCAGCCGGGGUGGCCCAGGCACUGCCACCCAGUCCCGCAGUCCCCCAGGCUAUGGGCACGGCUCCAAGCCUGCCUCUCAAAGCCACGGUGCCAACUUCAGGAGUCACGGCUGUGGCUGUUGGGGUGGCCUCCACAGGAGCUGUGGCCCCCCAAAAGAGUCCCACAGAGGAGCUGGCCAUACCAUCCAAGCAGGUGGCCCUGCCCACCUCUGCCUAUGGCUCUGCCCAGGGAGGGCCCACAGAGCUCACGCCUGCUGUGGCUCCCACGCGUACUCCCUUGGUGACUGAGGCCGAGGGCCCCCGGGCUGGCACAGUGCCCUCAGGGCCCACAUCCCACCCCCUGAGCCGCCUCUCAGCCAGAACGGCCUCCCGGGAGAGCUUGCUGGCAGAGGCCCAUGGGCCCUCCAGCCGGCCUCGGCCUGCAGCGGGCCCGGCGGCUGAGGCCACCACGGAGCGGUCUGGACGCUCAGCCCCGGCACACAGCAGCGCGGCAGGUUUGGCUGAAGCCUUGGCAACCACCGUGGAGGCGACCACCUCUGCCACCUGUGUCCCAAUCGCCGAGCAGGACUGUGUCCGCCACAUCUGCCUGGAGGGCCAACUCAUCCGCGUGAACCAGUCCCAGCACUGUCCCCAGGGGGCUGCACCCCCUCGCUGUGGGGUCCUGGGCCUUGCCGUGCGGGUCGGCGGGGACCGCUGCUGCCCCAUCUGGGAGUGUGCCUGCCGGUGCUCGAUCUUCCCCGACCUGAGCUUCGUGACCUUCGACGGGAGCCACGCAGCCCUGUUCAAGGAGGCCAUCUACGUCCUCAGGCAGAGCGCAGGCGACUCGGUCACGGUCCACGUCCUUGACUGCAAAAGCGCCAACCUGGGGCACCUGAACUGGCCCCCGUUCUGUCUGGUGAUGCUGAAUGUGACUCACCUGGCCCAUCAGGUCACCAUUGACCGCUUCAGCCGGAAGGUGACUGUGGACUCGCAGGCUGUGUGGCCCCCUGUGAGCAGGUAUGGGUUCAGGAUUGAAGACACGGGCCACAUGUACGUGAUCCAGACACCCUCACACAUCCAGAUCCAGUGGCUUCACAGCUCGGGACUCAUGAUCCUGGAGGCCAGCAAAGCCAGCAAGGCCCAGGGCCGUGGCCUGUGUGGCAUCUGCGAUGGAGACGCAGCCCAUGACCUCACCCUGCAGGACGGCUCCGUGGUGGGGGAGGCGGAGGACCCUGCUCCCUUUCUGGAGAGCUGGCAGGUGCCCAGCUCUCUGACCUCCGAGGGCCAGACUCGAUUCCGCCCAGACAGCUGUGCCACGGCUGACUGCUCACCCUGCCUUCGCAUGGUGUCCAAUCGCACCUUCAGCGCCUGCCACCACUUUGUCUCCCCAGAGUCCUUCUGUGAGCUGUGGAUCCGGGACACAAAGUACGUGCAGCAGCCCUGUGUGGCACUGACCGUGUACGUGGCUAUGUGCCACAAGUUCCACGUGUGCAUCGAGUGGCGGCGCUCCGACUACUGCCCCUUCCUGUGCCCCAGCAACUCCACUUACCAGGCGUGUGUGGCAGCCUGCGAGCCCCCUGAGACCUGCCAGGAUGGGGUGCUGGGCCUGCUGGACCCGGAGCAGUGCCAGGUGCUGGGCGAGGGCUGCGUGUGCUCGGAGGGCACCCUCCUGCACCGGCGCCAUGCGGCGCUCUGCGUCACUGACGACAAGUGUGCUUGCACCGACAGCACUGGGGUGCCGCGGGCCCUGGGGGAAACAUGGAACAGCUCCCUCAGCGGCUGCUGCCAGCACCAGUGCCAAGCCCCAGACACCAUUGUCCCCGUGGACCUGGACUGCCCUGGCCCCCGCCCUGAGAGCUGCCCACGCUUCGGGGAGGUGGCCCUGCUCGUGCCCACCGAGGACCCUUGCUGCCUGGGGACUGUGUGUGUGUGCAACCAGACUGUGUGUGAGGGCCUGGCACCCACCUGCCGUCCUGGCCACCGACUCCUCACCCACUUCCAGGAGGACUCCUGCUGCCCUAGCUACAGCUGUGAGUGUGACCCAGAUCAGUGUGAGGCGGAGCAGGUCCCCAGCUGCCGUGAGGACCAGAUCCUGAUCACGGGCCGCCUGGGGGACUCGUGCUGCACCUCUUACUUCUGCGCCUGCGGCGACUGUCCAGACCCCAUCCCCGAGUGUCAGGAAGGGGAGGCGCUCACUGUGCACAGGAACACCACGGAGCUCUGCUGCCCUCUGUACCAGUGUGUGUGCGAGAGCUUCCGCUGCCCCCAAGUGCGGUGUGGCCUGGGCACGGCCCUGGUGGAGGUGUGGAGCCCGGACCGCUGCUGCCCCUACAAGUCCUGCGAGUGUGACUGUGACACGAUCCCGGUGCCCCGGUGCCAUCUGUGGGAGAAGUCCCAGCUGGACGAGGAGUUCAUGCACAGUGAGGAGAACGUGUGUGGCUGCGCCAAGUACGAGUGCGUGAAGGCCCCCGUGUGUCUGAGCCGUGAGCUGGGAGUGAUGCAGCCGGGCCAGACGGUGGUGGAGCUCUCGGCAGAUGGUGUGUGCCACACCUCCCGCUGCACGGACACGCUUGACCCCCUCACCAGCUUCUACCAGAUCAACACCACCUCUGUGCUGUGUGACGUCCACUGCGAAGCGAACCAGGAGUAUGAGCACCCGAGGGACCUGGCGGCCUGCUGCGGCUCCUGCAGGAACGUGUCCUGCCUCUUCACCUUCCCCAAUGGCACCACGUCCCUGUUCUUGCCUGGGGCGUCCUGGAUCGCGGAGUGUACACGCCACCACUGCGGCAGCACCCCUCUGGGCGCCGUGCUCGUCCGCUCACCCAUCAGCUGCCCCCCACUCAACGAGACUGAGUGUGCCAAGGUUGGGGGUUCCGUGGUGCCUUCCUUGGAAGGAUGCUGCAGGACAUGUAAGGAAGAUGGACGCUCCUGCAAGAAGGUGACCAUCCGCAUGACCAUCCGCAAGAACGACUGCAGGAGCAACACCCCUGUGAACCUUGUCUCGUGCGAUGGGAGGUGCCCAUCUGCCAGCAUCUACAACCACAACAUCAACACAUACGCCCGCUUCUGCAAGUGCUGCCGAGAGGUGGGGCUGCAGCGGCGCUCUGUGCAGCUCUUCUGUGCCACCAACGCCACCUGGGUGCCCUACACGGUCCAGGAGCCCACCGACUGUGCCUGCCAGUGGUCCUGA